GAUGUAGCUGUUUAAGAAAAGAACAAAAAGCUGCAAGAUUGUGAGAUUCUGCAAACAACAUGGCAACAUGCAUAUUCCGAUGGUGAUGGACUGUGACUAAGAGUUGCAGAAAUCUAGUGCAGUGACCAACUAGAGCAGUAAGGAAGUGGUUACAAAGGAUAAUACAGUAUAAAGUGCUCCAAUAAGACUGUGCUUUUCAACUGCAGUCCGCGGGGACCAGCAAUUUGAGCUUGGUUCAAUCAAAUAAUUAUCCCUGAACUGUAUUAUACUUCAAACGUUUCCAGUGUGCUUCUUACUUGGUGAAAACAGAACAUGGCUGCUGCUUAAAAAAAAUGCAACAACAGGUCAAAUAUGCCUGAACUGGGCUGUGAGCUACACAGCAGUUGUCUUAACCAGAUUAAAGAGCCUUACUGUGAUGUCGUUGAGGGUUUAAUAGGAAGAGCAAAGUGGGCGGCCCAAAGAAAAACUGUAGAAGGAAGGAAGGGUGGUGAAGUGAACAGAAGAGCUUCAAGUGGGGGGAGUGAGAGCAGACAAGGAAUAGCCAGGAGAGUGGCUGCUAACAGGGAGAGCCUGAAAGAGCUUGACGCUUAACUUAUUAAACAUGGGAUGUAAGGUGUUCAUUAUGCAGUGUUUUGUGGGCUUCUGGGACUAUGAGACCCCAAAGAUCAUGGUGGUUAAAAAUAUGACCCUGGGAAUAAUCUACAGAAUCGUACAGCUUCUCAUUGUCACCUACUUCACUUGGUAUGUAUUUAUCAGUCAGAAGGCCUACCAAGAGAGUGAAACUGGACCUGAGAGUUUUAUCUACACCAAGAUGGAAGGUGCUGCCAUCUCUGGAGAUACCGUGCAGGACACUGUGGAGUAUUCAAGGCCACCUGAGGGUGGUGAUGUUAUCAGUGCAAUUCUACGGAAGGAAGUAACGCCAAACCAGAAACAAGGGGUAUGUGCAGAGCACUUUGCUGUUCCAAAGGCUAAUUGCACAAAGGACUCUGACUGCAUCCCUGGGAGAACGGACAUGAGUGGCAAUGGGCAGAGGACAGGAAGGUGUGUGCAGUACUACAAUUUCACCUUCAAGACCUGUGAAAUCAAAUCCUGGUGUCCAAUUGAGGAGUUUGCAGCUAUCCGUGAACUAGAACUGAAAGAGGCCAUCAAUUUCACUGUUUUAAUUAAGAACACCAUCCAUUUCCCCAAGUUCCGAGUUGCAAAGUCGAAUGUGAUGCGAAAGAGGAGCAAAUAUUACCUGCAGUCUUGUCAUUACAACGAAGUGACUGAUAUCUACUGUCCAAACUUCAAACUGGGAUAUAUUGCCGAGCAGGCGGGGGAGAAGUUCUCUGAACUCUGCAAGACUGGUGGGGUAAUUGGUGUGUUCAUCAACUGGAACUGCAAUCUGGACCUGGACCCUUCUGAGUGUAAGCCAAAAUACUCUUUUAGACGGCUGGACCUGCGCAAGAACCAUGCCUCCUCAGGCUACAAUUACAGGUUUGCGAAGUACUACAGUGAAAAUGGAACUGAGGUUAGAACCAUGAUUAAAGCCUUUGGGAUGCGGAUUGAUGUCAUUGUUCAUGGUCAGGCAGGAAAAUUCAGCAUCAUCCCCACAAUUAUCAACAUGGUCACAGCCUUGACAUCAGUGGGAAUCGUCUCGUUUCUCUGCGAUUGGAUUCUGCUGACAUUUAUUGACAAAGAUGAGGUGUACAGUGAGAAAAAGUUUGAUGAGAUCUGCAAACACUCAAGCCAUACCCCAGAUAUGGAUAUCACCAUGUUCGUACUAAGGACUGGUGGGAUACAUACCUCCUUGAGUAGUCCAGAGUCAUCUUCUCCUACAAGCCUGCACAGGAUACUUCCCAGAAUUCCCUCCAGAGAAUCUGGAAAGGACUGAAUUAGGUGGGUCACUCUCUCAAAGACACCAAAUAAACGUAGCUCUUCACAGGCUAGGGUCAUCCAUAAAGGGCUCAGUGAGCUGCGCUUUGACAAAAGCAGUUCCAAUUGCCUAGAACUCAACCGCUGGAAUGGCAAAGUGGAGAGAAUGAGAGAAGCCUGCUCAUCAUGUUUAAGUUUAUCCCAGGAACGUGAUUACCAGUUAGAGAUUCCUUUUAAUAGAUGGAUUUACAACACUGCAUAUUGAGCUGCAGUGCCAAUCAUUUUUGACAGUACAUUCCUCUAAAGCCUGACAGUCAAGGAGUGUUGACUAUCUUUUUUUUUUAACCUUUUUCUGCAUUUAACACCUCUCCGUCUAAUGCAAAACAAACAUCACAGGAUGACUGUCAAAGAAAGAAGCAUGUGAUUUUAAUGUUCACCUGUUUGGAGGCCUAUUAGAAUAAAAACAAGGUUUGGAAUGAAAAUGUAAAUAGACUGGAAAUGGUAUAGAGUUUGUUGGCACUUUCUCCAUAAAGAUGCAAACUGCACCACUUUCCCAGGUCUCUGCAGGAAUGCAGAAUUAAUUAGAGGUUCAUUUGACUCAUGUGGUGCUCAAAUAUAAGAAGUGCAAAGCUAAUGAGAAAACCUUGUCUUGGUAGGGGAAUAAACUGUGUUGAUAGUUUUCAUUUGUACAGCCUUUUACUUUUUCAGAAAAUAUCACUUAUUGCAGCUUGCCAUAAAACAUUUGAUAUAAAGACUUUACGGUGAUGUAUAAUAAGUAACAGCACUCCCUUACUUGAACUGUUUGCACUGAACACCAGCAAAACCAAGGAGCUGGUGGUAGAUUUUAGGAGGCCCAGGCCCUUUCCUGGACCCCGUGAUCAUCAGAGGUGACUGUGUGCAGAGGGUGCAAACCUAUUAUAAAUACCUGGGAGCGCAGCUGGAUGAUAAAUUGGACUGGACUGCCAAUACUGAUGCUCUGUGCAAGAGAGGACAGAGCCGACUAUACUUACUUAGAAGGCUGGCGUCCUUCAACAUCUGCAAUAAGAUGCUGCAGAUAUUCUAUCAGAUGGUUGUGGUGAGUGCCCUCUUCUACGCAGUGGUGUGCUGGGGAGGCAGCAUAAAGAAAAAGGACACCUCACGCUUGGACAAACUGGUGAGGAAGGCAGGCUAUAUUGUAGGCACGGAGCUGGACAGUUUGACAUCCGUGGCAGAGCGACGGGCGCUGAGCAGGCUCCUGUCAAUCAUGGAGAAUCCACUGCAUCCACUAAACAGGAUCAUCUCCAGACAGAGGAGCAGCUUCAGCGACAGACUGCUGUCAAUGUCCUGUUCCACUGACAGACUGAGGAGAUCGUUCCUCCCCCACACUAUGCAACUCUUCAAUUCCACCCGGGGGGGUAAACAUUAACAUUA
Molecule: messenger RNA, 3264 nt
Organism: Erpetoichthys calabaricus (reedfish)
Lineage: Eukaryota; Metazoa; Chordata; Cladistia; Polypteriformes; Polypteridae
Gene: p2rx2
Product: purinergic receptor P2X, ligand-gated ion channel, 2
Exons: 13
Coding region: 602-1873 (423 amino acids)
Biological process (GO): response to ATP; monoatomic cation transmembrane transport
Cellular component (GO): nuclear inner membrane; plasma membrane
Molecular function (GO): extracellularly ATP-gated monoatomic cation channel activity; ATP binding; purinergic nucleotide receptor activity
Source: RefSeq, a predicted model, not a curated record